This is a messenger RNA of Aspergillus glaucus CBS 516.65, 1692 nucleotides long. Its product is annotated as acyl--CoA ligase. The transcript has 2 exons. Gene Ontology annotation, biological process: secondary metabolic process. Gene Ontology annotation, molecular function: CoA-ligase activity. The coding region runs from base 1 to 1692 and encodes 563 amino acids. The record is from RefSeq and is a predicted model, not a curated record. NCBI's taxonomy places the organism in Eukaryota, Fungi, Ascomycota, Eurotiomycetes, Eurotiales, Aspergillaceae.
AUGCCUGUUACAUCGUCAUACGCUCCGGUCCAGGUACCGGAUGUUGAUAUCUGGGAUUUUCUGUUUGAGAGGAAGAAUAAGCCGUUCCCAGAUGACAAGGUCAUCUACCAAGAUGCCGACACACAACGCAUUUACACCUACGCCGGUGUCAAGGAAGGCGCCCUUACCUUCGGCAAGGGCCUAAAAGCCAUCUACAACUGGCGCAAAGGCGACGUCCUCGCCCUCUUCACCCCUAACUGCAUCGAUACCCCCGUCAUCACCUGGGGCACCCACUGGGCCGGUGGCGUCGUCUCCCCCGCAAACCCCGCCUACACUGUCGAAGAAUUGGCUUUCCAGCUGAAGAACUCGGGUGCGAAAGCGCUGGUUACGCAGAUGUCUGUGUUGGGCGUUGCAGAGCAGGCAGCGGCUAAGGUUGGGAUUUCGAGGGAGAGGGUGAUACUCAUUGGAGAUGAGAGACAUCCUGAGGCGAAGUUUAAGCAUUUUACUUCCGUUAGGAAUAUCUCUGGUGCGACGAGGUUCCGGAAGACAAAGAUUGAUCCGAGAAAGGAUCUGUCGUUCUUGGUGUACUCGUCAGGGACGACUGGGUUGCCAAAGGGAGUGCGGCUGUCGCAUCGGAAUAUCGUGGUCAAUAGCCUCCAGUUGGAAGCCGGGGACGGAAACCUAUCCUGCAUUGGAGGCGAAGAUGGAAAGGGAGAUCGGAUAUUAGCCUUCCUCCCAUUCUACCACAUCUACGGCCUGAACUGCCUCCUCCAUCAAACAAUUUACCGCGGUUACCACCUCAUCGUCAUGCAAAAAUUCGACAUCGAGAAAUGGUGCGCCCACGUCCAGAAUUACCGUAUCACCUUUAGCUACGUCGUUCCUCCCGUCGUCCUCUUACUGGGUAAACACCCCAUCAUCGACAAAUACAACCUCUCCAGCUUGCGCAUGAUGAACUGCGGCGCCGCACCACUUACCCAAGAACUCGUCGAAGCGGUCUACGCGCGCAUCAAGGUCGGUAUCAAGCAGGGCUAUGGUCUCAGCGAAACGAGUCCUGUCACGCACACACAGCCCUGGAGCGAGUGGCAUAGCAGUAUUGGGUCUGUCGGGAAGAUGGUGCCGAACAUGGAGGCGAAGUAUAUGACCAUGCCGGAGGAUGGGUCUGAGCCGAGCGAAGUUGGCGCCGGGGAGGUCGGGGAGUUGUACGUGCGCGGUGAAAACGUGUUCCAGGGGUAUCAUGAGAAUCCGACUGCGACGGAAGAGUGUCUGUCGGCGGAUGGAUGGUUCCGGACUGGUGACGUUGGGUAUCAGGAUCCCAAGGGGAACUUUUACAUCACGGAUCGGGUUAAGGAGCUCAUCAAGUACAAGGGAUUCCAGGUGGCUCCUGCGGAAUUGGAGGGUAUCCUGGUUGACAAUGAGGCCGUGGAUGAUGUUGCGGUGAUUGGUGUGGAGAGCGAGGCGCAUGGCAGUGAGGUGCCUAUUGCGUUUGUUGUGCGGAGUGGCAAGAGCAAGUCCUCUGGUGCGAGCGCUGAGCAGGAGGCCGAGAACAUCAUCAAGUGGCUGGACAGCAAGGUGGCAUACCACAAGCGUCUGCGCGGUGGUGUGCGGUUCGUGGACGAAAUCCCCAAGAGCCCGAGUGGAAAGAUUCUCCGCCGGAUGUUGAAGAAGCAAGUCCAAGAUGAGACCAAGGCUGCUAAGCCCAAGGCCAAGCUGUGA